AUGAGUUCCAUCCAAAUCCUCUCCACCACUACCAUCCAUGCACCAAAUCACCCAAAUGACUACUCAAUCGAUCUAACACCAUGGGAUCUACAAUACCUCACAUUUGGAAUCAACCAAAAGGGUGUUCUUUAUCACCACCCUCCCAACUUAGAUACCACAAAUCAAAUCCAACACCUUAAACAAUCCCUUUUAUCUACUCUUGAAUAUUUUCAUCCCUUAACGGGUCGUCUCAAUGUCACAAAUCACGAAGAUAACACCGUCUCUUAUUCCGUCAACUGCAAUAACGAAGGUGCACUCUUUAUUCACGCCGAAGCUAAAGAUAUUAGCGUCGGCGAGAUUCUUGAAUCAACUUAUCUUCCUGUUAUUUUGUAUUCCUUUUUCCCACUUAACGGAGUUAAAAACUACCAAGGGACAACAAAGCCGUUAUUCGCCGUUCAAGUAACGGAGUUAAUUGACGGAAUUUUCAUUGGCUGCGCCAUCAAUCAUUCUGUUGUUGAUGGUACCGCGUUUUGGUAUUUCAUCAACACAUGGGCUAAAAUCUCAAAGGGUGAUUUUGAAAUUUCUCCGGUUCCAUCGUUCAAACGAUGGUUUCCGGAUAGUGUCCAACCUCCGAUUCGAUUUCAAUUCCCAAAAGAAUCACAAAAUGAUGAAGAGGAAAAACUCUGCAAGCCGAUGUUUGAGAGAUUAUUUCAUUUCUCAAAAGAGAAUAUUGCAAAACUAAAAUCUAAAGCCAAUUUAGAAGCUGGUAAGACAAGAAUAUCUUCUUUGCAAGCUGUUUUCACUCACAUUUGGCGCGCUAUAGUACGAUCUAGAAGCGUUGAUCCGCAAGAAGAAUUGAAAUUCGGGAUAGAUAUAGGCGUUAGACCAAGAUUGACUCCUCCGCGGAAAAAUGAUUAUUUUGCUAAUGCUGUGGUUGAGUGUGCGGUUACCAUGAAAGCCGGUGAAUUGUUAGAAGAUGGUGGGCUUGGUAAAGGUGCUUGGGAGAUGAACCAGAAAAUUGCUUUGUAUAAUGAUGAGAUGGUGAAAAAUCUGUUUGAAAAUUGGUCGACAACGCCAAGUUUUAGUUUUCUCGGGAGCAAUCUGGCGGAUAGUAAUUCAGUAAUGAUCGGUAGUUCGCCUUGGUUUGAUGUUUAUGGAAAUGAUUUCGGUUGGGGAAAGCCCGUGGGGGUUCGAAAUGGGGGAACCAAUAAAAGAAAUUGGAAGGUAUAUGUGUGUGCGGGUGUUGAAGAAGGUAGUAUGAACCUUGAAGUCUGUCUUCCUUAUGAAAAUUUGGAGGCAAUCGGGAAUGAUUCUGAGUUUAUGGAUGCUGCUUCUGGUUGA
This is a messenger RNA of Lathyrus sativus (Indian pea), 1320 nucleotides long. NCBI's taxonomy places the organism in Eukaryota, Viridiplantae, Streptophyta, Magnoliopsida, Fabales, Fabaceae. The record is from the annotation of a GenBank genome assembly.